UAUGUUUCACGUUGGUCGUGAAACGCCUAAAUUGAAUGGAUUAUUAAAGACAACGUGCAACGACGAAGAUUACGAUGACUUUAACGAUUUUGAUGCAAAUGAAGAUGAUGAAUUUGAUGGUGAAAAAAAUUCAACAAAAACAUCAGCGAAAUUUAGGAAACGUCGAAAACGAGAUGCUGCUAAUGAUGAUAAUGAUAAUGAUAAAAAUCAUAAUGUGGAAAGCAAAGAGGAAGAGGAUAUUUUUAGUGAUUUAGGAAUAUGUAUAGGUGAUAUUAUGCCAGCUGUACGUGAGAAAUAUCCGAAAAAAUUAAUCGCUAUCAAAAUUUAUUCUACACGUAUACCAACCGUAACAUUAUUGGCUGAAAAUAAUGGUAUAGCAAGGAUAGAUUUGAAACUUGAAGCUGUAUUAUAUAUUGAUGAUAGCGGUGAAACAGUUGGCACAAUACUUAUUAGUAGUAUAAUUGAUGGAAAUGUUCAAAUAUCAGGAAAUCAUGUUCGUGUUCUAAUUGAAAUUCAAUCGUUGAAAUUUGUUGAUAAGGAUGACACUCUUGGAUUACCAUCGGAUGCAUUGGAUAAUUUAGCUAAUUUAUCCAAGGAUAUCAUUGCUCAG
Messenger RNA from Acanthocheilonema viteae, 610 nucleotides. NCBI's taxonomy places the organism in Eukaryota, Metazoa, Nematoda, Chromadorea, Rhabditida, Onchocercidae. The record is from the annotation of a GenBank genome assembly.